CUUCCGGUCCCUCUGCUGUGUCAGUUUAAAAUAACGAAUGUGAGGCUGGCGUAACGUUUCGCAGGUACGUUUUUUAAAUUCCGAGCUUCUGUUUUUGUAGUUUAGCGUGACAGAAGCAUUACAGAUAAGAAACAAACCAUCUUUACCACUGUGGCAUUAUUAUUCACAUUUACUACACGCGUGCUAACACUUUAGCCACCGCGCUAAAUAUUGACGCCAAUUAGUGUGAGGCUGUGUUUCAAAACCUAGUGAGCUUACUACCUAGACAGCAUUUUGUCGUAUUUAGAGACGUGGUGUUUCAAACUUGACGAGCUGGUCCAAAUGAGGCACCAAGAGGCUUUUAACUCUUGCUACAGGUGCCUGAGCUGAGUGCUUUCGAUAUAGGAGAGAGUCUAUUCAUACAAUUCAUAAUAGAGCUGUAAGCCAUCCAGACGAACAUACGUUUGACAUCAUCCUCAGCAAACCAGAUGUUAAACAACAUGGCCCUUCAAUAACAAUGCUUCCUGAUACAUAGACUCUUUAUUUUAGCUGUGUAACGCACACUUCCUUAUUGUAGCUCUAAAAUAACAAGGGGCAUUGCAAACAUGGAAACAGAAAAAGUUGCAGCUGAGGUACAUGCAGAGGUACCCGCACAACCACCAGCUGAAAAGGAAGAAAACAAAGCGCCCACAACAAGCACAGACCCUCAAGAUGCUGUCACAGACAAUACAAAAGAGAAGGCUUUAACUGUGGUGGAAGGUGAGUCUUCGGAAGUCAUGGAUAAUCCUGCUUGUGACUGGUUGGAGCCACUCGAAGAAGACUGUGAAGACGUUGAUGGCCAGAGCUUUGACCGGGAUGGAACAGGAGAUCCAGAACUGGAAAGCCUUGCGGGAAGUGAAUGGAGUGGGAGUGUGACUAGUCGAAGGAACGUGGGGGAAAGAGGAGGCAGAGGUGGAGGAGCAAAACCUAGGCGGAGGAGACACUUUGACGCGAACGAAAACUGGGAGGAUUGGCCUAUAUUAGGUCAAGGAUGGAAACGUAGACAGGUUUUCCGUCGAUCAGGCACAAGCGAAGGGCGAAGUGACACAUACUAUAUGAGUCCAAAUGGUCAAAAAGUAAGAAGUAAGGUUGAGCUUUUGAAAUACGUAGACGAAUCCUUGGAUCUCAGCAACUUUGAUUUCAAAUCGGGAAACCUUGUCGAUGGUGUGCCUCGGAGAAGAAGAAGGAGAUUUGUUCCAUAUUUGAACCAAAAGGAUGCAGAUGUGACCCCACCGAAAAGUAGUCCCCAUACAUAUCCUGUGACAGACGUCACUCCUACUGAGCCGACUGCAAGUCCAGUUGAGCCGACUGCAAGUCCAGUUGAGCCGACUGCAAGUCCAGUUGAGCCGACUGCAAAUCUAGUUGCUCCACCUUCAGCGGUGGGUCUUGUCAAUGGCAAUGGGGAAACUUCACAAUCUUCGUCUCGCCUCUGCGAGAGAUGCAAUAGAAGCUUUUCAAUUGAAGAGGGACAAUCUAUAUGCCAGAGCUGCAGGAGAGAAUUGAACGCAUCAAUAGAUAGACGUCGGAAACCCAACAAAAAGGGGAUUCCAUGUGGCCAAUGUCGAGCUUGCCAGAUUACAGUGGACUGUGGAAAAUGUGUUAGUUGCAGAAAUAGCCGGCUUCAUCAUCAGCUAAAUGUCCGUUCCCAAAAAGUAAAAUGUCGCAAACGGAAGUGUUUACAUCCGAUUCGCAGGGACAAAAUAGCAAAGGGUAUUCCACAGGAAUCAAAUAAACUCUUUUUAAACACUGCUUCCCUGGACACACCUUAUUUUAAACCACCAGGCUCAGAUUUUGAGGAAUCACAGAGCUCCUUUCUGCAGUACAGUGAUUCAGAAGAGCUGUCUCUGUUCCUUGGUAAUGAUGGUGAAAGUUACCUGGACGAGUUCGGCUCAGCUAAGAUGCGUCGACGGUCAUGUGGGUGUUGCAGAGGUUGCAUUCGAAGAACAGACUGUGGAACAUGUGAUUUUUGCAUGGACAAACCAAAGUUUGGAGGGAGAAAUAAAAAACGACAGAAAUGCCGCCUACGGCAGUGCCAAAGAGAGGCUAUGAAGCACUUGCUGCCCAUGGAUGGGAGUAAGACAGAGAUGUAUAUACCUCAGGACUGGGUAAUCCGAGGCAGACCAAGGUCACGUGGUAGACCCCGAAGCAGAAAACAGUGGGAUUUAGAGCUCUCGGAUAAUGAGGCAGAGCAAUAUGAGAGGCCAAAGACUUCAGGUGCUGCACAUAUGGGCAAUAGGAAAGCAUUCCUUUUUCCCAGUUACAAUGGAAAGAGACCAGGUAUGCAGUACAAAGAGCUUCCUGCAACAAAAUAUGAGAACUCAACCUUUCCCCUAAGCUAUGUGGGGGAGAGUUUUAGGCCGGAGAAUAGAUCCCAAACCUCUGCAACUCUCGGACCAUAUCAAGAACAGCAGUAUGAGGGCGAAUCUUCCCCAUCGAUAACUCAGAUAUUCAGUAUGGCCGACAUCGCUACCAAAGGCAUUGACGCUGACCAUGAGCUGAUGCCGCUUCUAAAGUCUCUUCGCAGCAUGGUACUUCCUGUCCUCUGGUUCUGCAUUGUGGCAGAAGGUCCAAGGUUACAGUUAAUGCAGUGCUCCAAGCGUUCUGCUAUGGCGGACACCUUUGUUAAUAUUGAACCCAGCUUUCAAUAUCACAUCAGUGUCCAGGGACAGCCUCUCCUGCCCACCCACAAACUCUAUGACAUCCACCCAACUCGUCUCACCACAACAACAGAGAUUGUUGCUCUCCUUGAAGACUUGGAAAGGCACUUAGUCUGCCUGGGUUUUGAGAACAAAAAUUCCAGACCUGGACCACAGCCUGUUCUUCCCGAGCGGGCGGCGACAUGUGACUUCCUUAUUUUGCCAGAAUUGGAACGUUGUGCAAAAUGCACUACAAAACCUCAAUAUCAUGUUUAACAUGAGGAAAUCGAUCUUUACGUAAUGCUUUUCACGUUUCUUCAGUUGUUAAACAUUUCAGUCCAAUGAAGUAUCAACCUUAACAUUUAAAUGUUGACUCUACGGAUUGCAUUGACUGCCAAGUCACCUUGUUUGUUUAAUCCACAACAUUACAAUGUGAUGCACGUUACCUCUUCUAAUUCUCAUUCUUUUUCCCUUUAUUUAAUGUUAACUAGUCACCACCAAAUAUACUGCUCUUUUUUGGGGGGCCAAGAGUAGGUCACAAAUAUCUUUCAUUCACAGUUAUGUCAGAGAAAUUUUGAAAUAUAAAAUGAGAAUUUGAAAGCAAUGACUGGACAAGUUUUAUGGUUUAGCAUUUAUCUGUAACAUUUAAUUUUUACACAAGUUAUAUCUACACAUGUUCAUACUGAAAAUAAUGAUGUGCUUCUCAGGGGGGAUUUUUCAGAAUGCAUAAAUAUCAUGGAAGAUCCAUAUUUGAUAAAAGGUUUCAUAUUUGCUAUAUGACAUGGUGUGAGGCUGCUCUCUGUUUUGAAUAGACAAUUUUGUAUAUAGCCUACGGCAAAAACAAUGGCAAAUGAUUUAGAUCAACUAUAGUAUUUUUUGUAUAAUUAUGUUUUUGCUUUUUCUGUUAAAAACACUUUGAAUGAUCUUUGUAUGUUCUUUCAUAUGAUGAAUCUGGAUUCUGUUUAUUUAAUAAAUCAUAAUUGGUUGACA
Messenger RNA from Triplophysa dalaica, 3644 nucleotides. It is a transcript of the gene mbd1b, whose product is annotated as methyl-CpG binding domain protein 1b. The record is from RefSeq and is a predicted model, not a curated record. Gene Ontology annotation, molecular function: zinc ion binding; DNA binding. The transcript is spliced from 14 exons. Lineage: Eukaryota; Metazoa; Chordata; Actinopteri; Cypriniformes; Nemacheilidae. Bases 585 to 2930 code for a protein of 781 amino acids.